GAUGUUGACCAAGGCCCAAGCUGCGGCAACUUUCAUUUGGACUUCGAGUGCUAAGCGCGUCGGUUGCUAAGUGGCUCCUUUUCAAAACUAUAAACGCAUCCUUUUUCGCCAUGAGAACUUCUAUUAAAAUCGUUCUGAGGCUAUUGGCGCUCUUAGUUUGUUUCUUAUAUUGCCAGGCUUCGCUGGAAAGGGAAAACAUUGAAGGCAAUCAUAUGGCAAAUCACAAACUAAGUGGCGUUAUCCAGUGGAAGUAUGAGAAGCGACCGUUUUGUAAUGCUUUUACAGGAUGUGGACGCAAACGUACUUAUCCCUCUUAUCCACCUUUUUCGCUAUUUAAACGCAAUGAUAUUGAAGAUAAGCCCUAUAACAAUGAAUACUUGUCUGAAGGUUUAAGUGAUUUGAUUGAUAUCAAUGCCGAACCAGCUGUGGAAAAUGUCCAAAAGCAGAUAAUGUCCCAGGCGAAAAUCUUCGAGGCAAUCAAAGAAGCCAGCAAGGAAAUCUUCAGGCAGAAGAAUAAACAGAAAAUGUUGCAGAAUGAAAAGGAAAUGCAACAAUUGGAGGAUGAGAGGGACAACAAAUAAAUCGGAUAAGUCGGAACAUCGGUUGCCUGGAUAUAAAUUGACUGGAUCGUUACCACACUGGUUUUGUUACUGUACAUAAUAUCUUUAUCUAUGACUCUUGAAUUGCGAAAGAUUAAACACCAUUGGCAUGAAAUCAA
Drosophila ficusphila is the source of this 718-nucleotide messenger RNA. It is a transcript of the gene CCAP, whose product is annotated as cardioactive peptide. The record is from RefSeq and is a predicted model, not a curated record. Lineage: Eukaryota; Metazoa; Arthropoda; Insecta; Diptera; Drosophilidae. The coding region runs from base 111 to 581 and encodes 156 amino acids. The transcript has 3 exons.